GAAAAAAUCAAACCAAAGGGGCACACAUGAACUGAUUUCAACCAACCAAACCUUCUUCUUGGAGUAAAUGCUAUUGACAGCAAGUGUUUCCUUCAACUGUCACAAGAAGAUUACGGACUCAUAGAAUCCGAUUUCAGACAGGGGUUUCCAUUUCCAAAUCAAAAGGAAGAAAGAGCCAUUUCGGCGUUCAUCUGGGUUAAAUUGCUUCUUCUUGAAAACGUCUAAUAUCUCUUGCCGGCGACAUCGAGUGGUAAUUCCUAUUCUACAUUUUCGGACGAAUUUUAUUUAUCCGUCACUUAAUCUCACACACACACAUCAACAAUCUAUCGCCAACACCCCUGAACCGAAAGAAUAAAAGAUCAUGUCCGUCUAAUCAGCACAACUGCUCGACAGCAAAGCCAGUAGCGCAUACUUCGCUAUCCAACAAUAUCCUAUUCAUAGCUUCCACAUCAAAUCUCCAACACUAUGCGGCACACAGAUCGAAGCUAUCUUCGGCUUAUAGCUUUCUGCAUUCUCACCCUUUCCAUCUGGACAGCAUCAUCCACUGCACAAAGUCAAACAAAUGCUUCUCUAAAUCGACCAGACGCAACUGCUGCUGCCACCGCUUCAAAUGGUGAUCGAGUAGUCACAUCAACCCUUACAGUAGGCGGAGCAACGCAAACAACGAUAGUUUCAGGUGCAGGAGCAGCAGUAGCAGAACCAACAUCAACAGAUGUUUCUUCCAUUUCAUUUUCCUCUCAAAGGGUGCCUUAUUUACUCAAUUUGCCGGAGAAAGAACCUGCUUCUUUGCAAGAUUCGUUCCCUCAAUGGUCUGGACCGACAUUCACAGGAUGUGAUGAUGAUGAAAGUAUUGACUAUGCAGCCUCACCCUUUCGAAUCAAUGUCUCUGCCGUUUAUACACAAAUCGACACAAAUUUACAAGAUGGUGGGAGGAUGAAUACCUUUGGAAGUGCUACUUACGGCAAUCUACGUAUUGUAGCUCUGGGAGAUGUUGGCAACGAAACACAUGCUUUCUCCAAUGGUCUCCUCAGUGCAGCAGGCGUAAGCACUCGAUUCUUAACCUUUUCAAUCUUCAAUAAUUACACCUUUCUCUGUGAUCGAGUGUACCCGGCAAACAAUGACACCUUGAAUCCAAAUGUGAUUCCAGCAAGCUGUCAAUUUGGUCCUGGCCCGGUCGCAUUUGGUGUGGAUGUUCCGCUCAAUAGUUCUUACGAAGCUGGAACGCUUUGGACUCAAAUUCGACUGUUGGAUCAUUCCAACCCUGCAAGAACGUUGGCUUGUAUUGAAGUACAAACUUCGCCUUACAAUCCCGAUAGUUGGUACUGGAAAUUGGUGCUAUGGCUGCCUGUUGCUUUGUUCUGUGCUUUCUUUUGUCUAGCUACAAUUGCAGCAAUCACAACUGCUGAAACAGCACAAAGGAUGGCUUACAAGAAUCGUGCUCGAGAAGGUGGUCCGCCAACGUUUGUGCGCGAUAAAUUACGACCGAUGAUCUUAUCAGCUUUGGCAGGUCGCGAAAUGAUCAGAAGUCCUGCUUUAUUGCGAUUCGUAACGCCAGGAUGUUGGGAUAUCUUACUGUACUUGCAAUUCCUUGUUGCUCUAAUCAUGUGUCAUGUCCAAUGGCCAGAUUUCGUUUACCCUUUUGCAAGGCAAUUGGCUUGGUCUACUUUAUUGGGAAACGUCACGAUUGUCGAAAAGGAAAGGCAAAGUCAUGAUAUUCUAGCCACAAACACAUUCUUGCCAGAAGGAGAUGUGGGUGCACAAAUGCAAAACGCUUCAUCUCCACUUUUUAUGAACAGCCAACAAGAGAACAAGUUACUCAAUCUCGGAACUUCAUCUACCGGAAUGGAACGAUAUGCUUCAGCAGUUGGACUUCAAGCUUCCUCUUUCUUUGGAACUUGUUUGACGAUUUGGCUUGCCUUGGUUGCCGUUGUGAUUGCUGUUUCUUUAUUGGCUUGGAUAAUUGACGCUUUCUUUGAGAUGAGACAUCGUAGAACCCGAAGGCAAGAAGAGGCAAGUGGUGAAAUCUUGCAAACAAGUCCAAGACAAAGUCUCUCUGAAUUAAAAGCAAAUCCAAGGCAUCAUCAUUCAGACAUGAGCACACACCCGCUUUUUGGAGAGAAUGAAGCUCCAAGCGGUCGAUUGGGUCGGGCAAAGAUGGGCCAUCAUAUGGUCGCUAUGCACGGAAAUCUGAUUCGUGCUUUAGUGCUAUUCCAUUUGCCCAUCACGAUCGUCAGUACUUAUCAAUUCGCUAAUCCGGCUGGACAUUCAACGGUUUCGAUCGCUCUGUCGGCUCUAUCAUUUGCCAUCUUUAGCGUUCUUACUCCAUUCUACCUAAUUCGAAGAAUAGCUCGAACCUCAACGGAAAAGUUGUACGAGGAUAAUAAUACCUUGUUGGCUUUGGGACCGGUUUACCACACGUACGCUCCAGGCAGUCAGUUGUUUUAUAGCGUUUCAUUCGUUCAUAGUCUUGCUCUGGGUAUCGUUGUAGGUGUUGCACAAAAGAGCGGAUCUGCUCAAGCUAUUGUCAUUAUGGUGGUCGAAGUGAUCGCUGCAUUGGCUUCAAGUCUUUGGCUACCUUGGGGAGAAGGCGCAAUGAUGGGACCACUGAAUUUCAUGACUGGCGUUUUGAGAAUCGUUUCUGCGGUUUUGGUACUGUUGUUGACCUCUUUGGUAGGAUUUAGCAAUCAAGCACGCGGAUGGCUGACGUAUGUCUUGCUAUUGAUUCAAGCAAUCUUUCUUGCUGGAGCAAUUUUAGUCUUGCUCAUCAAAUUGGUUGAAGCAUUCGUACGUGCUGUUUGGCGGGUUCGAUUCGACGAGCGUUUAUCUGGAAGAACGGCUGGCUUGGGAGGAGCUAUCAGGAAGAUCAGAAGACGGAAAUUGAAAAACAGAAAGGCUGCCUUACCAUUACAGCUUCGAAAAGCAGGUCAGAAAGGUGGACCACAACAUCAAGUGCGACCCUCAGUUCACUCGAGAAAUACUAGCAUGGGCAGCUCAUCAACCAUGGCAAUGCUAGACAAAGCCGGUCCGAUUUCAAUGUCAGAUAAUCGAUAUAGCUAUGUUGAAUAUCUGGAUCACGGACAGAGGAAGAGACCAAGAUCUGUCGGCUCUGAUCUUGAUUACUUUGGUAAAAUGUCACCAAGCGGUUCCGGUAGAAUGACUCCUUAUUCUCCCAUCCAAGCUCGACCUUAUGAGCAGGACGACACAGGCUCUAUCAUGGCUGCUAUGCCUCCUUUGAGCGCAGGUGAUCAACGCAAUAAUCCAGCUUUCGUGCGUGUAAGAGGUGAUCGUGCUUCGGAUGGUAAUCCAUAUACUCCAAAAACAGCACCUCCAACACAGGCCAUGCCAGGGCGAUUGCCAAGGCCACAAAGCGCAUCUGGCAUCAAUGGCGAAUGGGCAAACAAUCAGAUGAGAAGGCAAUCCAACAGACCCUUCCCUUCGCCAGGUCAUCCAUCUGCUCAAAGACCCAACAGGGUUUCAACACAUGAGAUGAGUAGCACACAAGCAGCUGCAUUCUCUGCAAGACAUUCACUUGCCGGAUUACCACAAGUUGAAGAUGGCUCGAACAACAAAUCAGCCAAGAAAGGGCCUUUCGCUGGUUGGAGAAGGAAGAUGAAUCCUAACCGCAGAGGUGGAAUUGAUUCAGACGAUAGUGAUGACGAUUGGAGUGAGGAAGAGGGAGGCACUUGGAACUCUAGAGCGGCAGCUCAAAAUCGUGCACCUUGGAUGGGUGCAGUAAAGAUCUCAGCAGCUAUCCAAUCCUUAUUUGGAGGUGCACAUGCAGGAACGGCAACGGCAACACUUGAAGGUCGUGCGCCUGUUCGAACAGAGGAAAUCGAUCCUCCACAAAAAGGUUUCGAAGUCGUUCGAAAAGCAAGACCAGCACAACGAACGCCUGUUGCCGAACGAUUGAGCGAUGCAGCUUCGCAAAAAGCAGAUGCGCAAAAUGAACAAGAACAAAGCCUCUUACCAAAGCCAGAACCGAUGGAAAGAGAAGCCUCUGAUUUCUAUAGGGAUACACAAGUCACACCACCUCCUUUGGGUCAAAGAAUGUCAAAUAUGUCACCUUCCGACUUUUAUGAAAGUCAUUUAGGUAUCUUGGGAGCUGAUAUGCAAAGGGCUACUAGCAGCGCAGGUCAUUCAAUCAAUGAGCCAGGCGAAGAAAGAUUUUGGUUACCUCCUAUCGAUGUUUCCACCGAUGACGGUAGCAAGAAUGAGCCAGUCGUACACGAUGGCAAAGACACGACACAACAUUGAUCAUAAAAAGUGAUGCAAUAAUGAAUACACGCGGAAUGUCAAAUAUUCCUUCCUCCUACUUCACUCUUUUUUCUUGGUCCCACAACCCUUCACGGUUCCCAUCGCUGUAUCUUCUAUCUCGUCUCCUUCUUUUUGUAUCUCAUAGCAUGCUCUGAACAUAAUGGACUAUACAUGAAAUGUUAUCAUUUUUAUUCUGUACAAGUGUCAAAAUUAUUACAUCACAUCGAA
Messenger RNA from Meira miltonrushii, 4482 nucleotides. RefSeq lists its product as uncharacterized. Lineage: Eukaryota; Fungi; Basidiomycota; Exobasidiomycetes; Exobasidiales; Brachybasidiaceae. Gene Ontology annotation, biological process: transmembrane transport. The record is from RefSeq and is a predicted model, not a curated record. The transcript has a single exon. The coding region runs from base 466 to 4254 and encodes 1262 amino acids.